Ruditapes philippinarum (Manila clam) is the source of this 3020-nucleotide messenger RNA. RefSeq lists its product as uncharacterized. Gene Ontology annotation, molecular function: alpha-1,6-mannosyltransferase activity. Lineage: Eukaryota; Metazoa; Mollusca; Bivalvia; Venerida; Veneridae. Gene Ontology annotation, biological process: cell wall mannoprotein biosynthetic process; protein N-linked glycosylation. Gene Ontology annotation, cellular component: mannan polymerase complex. The transcript is spliced from 2 exons. The record is from RefSeq and is a predicted model, not a curated record. The coding region runs from base 1074 to 2324 and encodes 416 amino acids.
AAAUGGCGGAAGUUUGUUUUGUUUACACUCUUUGCAUCAGUUUAAAACGUGACAAAAUGGUAUUGAGCGUACCCUUUUAGAAGGAUUGGACAAUUUUAACACUCAAAGAGAUCCCGGGUUCAUCGGGGGAAUUCGUUGAAUACAGAGAUCUGCGCGCAUUGCAUGCGAAGAAAUCGUCAACUGCAAAUAAAGCACGAAUUGUAUUUCAUAAUAGCGGUUGCAUACGCGGAUGUUUUUUUCCCCGCUGAAAUCAAUUUUCUGGGAGCGAUUUGUGACAGAAAAUCAGAGAUGAUUUAGAUAAGAUUAAUAUUUGGCGUUUCAAGAGAAGUUUUGAUCAAUACGCCUUUCUAAAAUGCUGGGAGUUUAACCAGUCUUGAAGAAGAAAGAUCGAAAUAAACCCAUUUAUGAAAUUACUGCUGUUAAAACUGAAAGGGAAGUCAGCAUUUUUUAUACAAUUUGAAUGUCAAGUAUUUGAACAAGUGUCGCUUAAAUUAUCACACUGGGGGACUGGCAUUUUUGUGUGAAAGUUUGUAUUCAAGUACACCGUUAUGUAAUAUUUAAUCGAACAAUUUUGUUCUGGAUUUAAAAGUGACAAUGCAUAUUUGAGAGGGAUCCGCGCUACGAUUAUUAAUGAUCUUAGAUGGAGAGUUCGAAAUGCCGAACGAUGUAAAUAUUAUAAUGGAGCCAGUUAGCUAAAGUGCCGUUCAAGAUAGCUUAAAAUCGUGGAUAUUUACAUAUUGACUUUUCCAUGAUGAAUGGACUUAUUUUCUUUUAUUGUCUGUCGAUAUUUUCAAUGUCUUAAAGCAACAGACAACGGGAUAAACUAUUAGGAGUCCAAGUGAAAAAGGGAGUAAAAAAUUGUGAUAUUUGAUAGAGAACCGGAAAUGGAAAACUGACAAUUUAUUAUACAAAAAUGAAUGAAACAUUCACAUAAGAAACUGUAACGUGAGUUAUUUUAAUGACUAUUUCUCACAGUCAUUGAAAUGUGAAUUAGAUUGUGAUGCUGUGAAGAGGUGAAAGUUGAAAAAAGCUUGCCAGAACUUUUUUUAGUGAAGAAUCGAGUGAAAUAUACAAUGUUAUUGAAGAAGAUGUCAGUUUUGUGCAACCGACGCGUGUUAAUGUUAUUGUUUUAUUUUCACCUUGUUCUGCUUGGCGUUAUUUUAAUUGUAGCAUACGAUAUUAACGUGUCACCAAAAGAGACUCAGUAUUUGAAGGCCUACAAUCGGUGGAGAGCCAUCAGAGAAAAUUUCGAUUCCUACCAUGAAGCGCGUGCAAAACAGGACGGUCGUCUGCAAAUGCGCGGACGACAAAUGGACGCCGUGGCGGGAUUUGAUUUCUUACGCGAUAACAACAAGAGAAGAAGCAAUUUGACAAUAUCAAACGGUGUUCAUCAACAAGUGUUCGCAUCAAGUUUAGAAAAUCCUUUAAAAUUUAUACCGAAAGUGCCGGAAUAUUCCGCUUCGGAUAUUGUGCCAUAUUUAUCCGAUAAUAUUACUAAGAAAUAUUUAGAACUUCCACGGACUAUUUAUACGUAUAAAAUUGUUAUACUGACUCCAGUGUGCGACGUUGCCCACGUGCUAGACAAUUACAUGAAACAGUUGGCAAAGUUAAGUUAUCCCCACAAUUUAUUAUCAGUUUAUUUUGGCGAAGAUAGCAGCACCGAUCGUACCUUUGAUAUGGCGACUUUAAUAGCAGACGAUCUCAAGACUAAUUAUGGUUUUCAUGACGCCGCGGCAUAUCAUUUUAAUGCUUCCGGUGGCGUCCAUGGUCCUUGGGGAGAAGUGCACUCAAGGUCAAGUCAGUACGAACGUCGCGCGCAUCUAGCUGUUUCAAGAAAUACGCUCUUGAAAGUUGGUCUGAAACAUGGUGAAUUUGAUUACGUUUUGUGGAUAGAUAGUGACAUCAAACAACUUCCGGUCGAUCUUAUACAACAGCUAAUAUAUGCAAAAAGUGACGUAGUUGUUCCUUCUUGUUUGUUUGAAAGCGGUGACUUGAAACGAACGUUUGAUAAAAAUUCUUGGCGGGAAACGCCCGCGUCUAUCGAGGACCAGGAACAUCUUCCAAAAGACAUACUAAUUGUUGAAGGGUACAGCACAACGCGGAGGAUAUACUUGCCCGAUUUGAAAGCGGAGGGAAGAGUUGUUCGUCUGGAUGGUGUAGGGGGAUGUGCCUUAUUGAUUAAAGCAAAUUGUCAUAGACGGGGACUCAUGUUUCCGGAGAAAAUAUACAGUAAUCAUAUAGAGACUGAGGGUUUGGCUAAAAUGGCCGACCAUAUGGGAUUUACCGUGGUAGGAGUGCCAUUCGUUGAGGUCUUUCAUAAUUAAUUUUAUGCAAUAGUACAUUUUAUACAUUCCACUAAGUCAAACAUUGUUAUUUUUUACGAAAAUGGAAAGCUUUUGCACUCACUAAUGAAUUACACUAAAAUAACACUGAUAUGAUUUAUAUAUUUUUUUACUCAGAGUCUCCAAGACAUGUAUUAUUUCCGCACUAGUUUUCAUAUAUUCAUAUACAUUAAUUAGUAACUUCUGGAUUUCCUUUCAGAGCAAAUAUUUGCUUUUGUUUGUAAUCUCAGUAUACCCACCCACUUUCAGGUGAUCACGAUAUCAGUAUUGAACUUAAUUUGUGUAUUCUAAAUAUACGGAAACUUUAAAAUGUCUGGGUUUUCCCGUGAUCGCUACAUGGCCAAUGGUUUGAGAUAUUAAUUUGACCGUAUUUUGCGCAUGCCUUAUGUUAAUAAUAGUACAAUAUUUUAGAGUUGUUUUUUUGUUCUAUAUUUGUUGUUGUUUUUGUCAGCAAUGCAAAGUUACAGUGAUAAAAUAUCACAACUUCCGCAGCGUAAUUCAUGAAUUAUUUAUAUAAUAUUCAUGCGAAUUGCCAUUUGGAAUUGCCCCAUCUGUCAGCUGCGCAAGUGAUCUCAAUAAAAUGUAAUUAUUCCAUUAACAGCGAAAUGUUUUUGCAGCGCCUUUAAGUGACAUUAUGCUGUUUUUCGCUGUCAAGUUGAGUUGAACAUAUUUUAAGAG